UCCCUGCUCAGCAGAGCUCCUGAGAGGAGAGGGGCAAGACCAUACUGUCUGUCCUCUCUCUGGAACUGUCUGCCUGUUGGGGCCCAGCUCUCCUCUCUGCCAACUCCACUUCCUUCUUCUCCACUCGCGUUAGAGAGCUGGAAGGGUCUGGCGGGCCACCCAAACGCACCAAGAUGCGAACCAAACAAACGAAAGGAAACCGAACCAAAGGAGACCAAACCAAACCCAGCCCAGCCAAACCAAAACGCUGCUCUCUGGGCUUUGGAGCCUUCCCGGUUCCCCGAAAACAUGUCCCCUGGCCCACCAAUUCCGUCUGGGUUCAAUUCUCAAGGCGCGAUGGAUGGCGUACAGUCCUGUACGCGAAGGGGCCCGGGAGAGAGGCAGGAGACACUCCCUGCCUGCCCGGAGUCGCGCGCUGAGCGGGGCGAACGGCCUCCGCAGGCGCCCGCUGCUGCCCUCCGGUGGCCCGCGCCCUCUGCUGCUGCUCCUGGCCUCAGAAGUCGCGUCCAGCGUCCAGCGCAGCGCAGGCAGUCAGCGAGCAAGAGCCCGAAGCUCCGAGUGAACUAUUAAAGCAGCAAACUCCAGGCUCAAUGGGAAGGCGGCCUUGCCCUCGCGCUCCCCCUGCAGGCCAGCCCCGCAAUCGUCAGGCUUCAGCAUGCUGCCUGUGCAUCUAUUCCUGGUGGGAGGGGUGAUGCUGAGCUGCAGCCCAGCCAGCUCACUUGAUUCUGGUAAAUCUGGGAGCCUGCACCUGGAGCGCAGCGAAACCGCGCGCUUCCUAGCAGAGCUCCGAAGCGUGCCGGGUCACCAGUGCCUGCGGGACAGGACCGAUUUCCCAUGUCCCUGGAAGGAAGGAACUAACAUCACACCGAUGACUCUGGGAGAAACCACCAGUUGCUACUCCCAGACCCUCAAGCAGGUCCUCCACCUCUUUGACACAGAGGCCAGCAGAGCUGCCUGGCACGAGAGGGCGCUGGACCAGCUACUAUCUAGCCUGUGGCGUGAGCUGCAAGUGCUGAAGAGGCCAAGAGAGCAGGGCCAGUCCUGUCCACUGCCUUUUGCCCUGGCCAUCCGCACCUACUUCCGAGGGUUCUUCCGCUAUCUGAAGGCAAAGGCACACAGCGCUUGCUCCUGGGAGAUCGUCAGAGUCCAAUUGCAAGUGGACCUUCCAGCGUUCCCACUGUCUGCGAGAAGAGGCCCAAGAUGAGGAGAAGCCCCGUGCAGGAAUCUCUCUGCUCUCGUGACACCACGCUCCCUCUCUCCAUUCAAAGCAGACACACGGAUUCGGAUUCAGCACCAACAGGCGAAAUGGGCGUGCAUCGACCAAGAACAUCGAGUUCUUUAUGUCUUCCCUGCCAGAGGCCCCGAAGCAUCCUACUGUACAUCAUACACUGCGAAAGAUGUUUGAAAGAAAACCUGUGCUCUUGCAUUUGAGGUGGCUUCUGAAUAAAUUGAUGAUCUCGGUUUUCCUUGGGAGGUUUCGAUCACAGAUGGGGGAUGCCCAUGGGCCACGGGGGUUGGAAAACGUGCCUUGUUGCAGCAAGGCUCUCUUGGGCUGUUCGGUGUUAGAACCAUUCUCUCUCCUGUCAUGGGCUUCUGGUUAGCUUCUUGUAACCUGGGAACUCCUUAAUCUCAGACUUUGCCCGGUCUCAGGUUUUCUGUUUGUUUGUUUGUGUGUGUGUGUGUUUUUUGAAAAUCUCCCUUGGAAGGAAGUUACUCCAGAGGUUGAUGAACCUCUUUGCUUGAUCUUUGCAUCUUGAAAAGAGAAAAUUCUCCUUAAAAAAAAAGCUAUAUUCUCCUUUCGUUGAAGACAGCUUUAUGUGCACAAAAUUCUCAAAAGUCUCCUUUGAUGCCAGUCUUUUUAGAGGGUAGGAGGUGGACCUGAAAUAUUAAACCCUCUGGCUCUAUAGGCCUCAGGUUGGGAGAGAGGAAUUUCCCAUCUCAUGUUUCAUCAAGAUGGAAGCCUUUUGUCCUAGGUUCCAUACAAGCUGCUAACUAUAGUGUUUGUUUCAAAAGUUCCUUCUCUCUAAAAGUCCCUUCUUUUUUACGUAUUAUCAGCAGAGCGUCCUACCCCUUUGGAGAAGUGAUUAGCAUGCAUCAAUAUCAAUCUCACUGGGCCCUUAGAGAGAACACAGACGUAGGUAAAGCAUCAUGAGAGAUUAUUAGGAUAGCCCACUGACACCUGGAGACUGUGUAGCACCCACAAGCACCAAGGAGAUCUGCAGCACGUUGGAACUGAGGAGUUAGUGUGGCUUCUGAGGAGGAUGGGAGUUUUCACUUCAGUUGGGACCAGCCUGGUCUCUGCCUGUGGUCAGAGAACAACUUGUUCUAGCCCUGUUACUUGAUCAGGACUAGGGUUUACAUAGGGAAGGACUUUGUCUCUAGACUUCUCUCCUCUCCACCCUUGUAAAUGGUCUAGUGAAGGCUCAGGGUGACAUAGAUGCAUUCUAAAUUGAACUUCAUUUUGGCUGAUGCCUUAAAUUAUGAAAAUUGUCCAUCUUUAUGUAGUACUGUGUGAUAAUUCAUACAUGCGCACACACUGUCAAGUUUUAUACACUUUAAACAUGGAUCUCCUCAAACACUAUUUUCUUUUUGUAGAUAAAACACUGAAAACCCUUUCUCACAAUUUUAAAGCUGACUAUGGCAUCGUGAACGUCUUUUUGUAAUCAACAUGCAGCAACACCCAUGAUCCUCCUUCCUGAGAGGAUCUCAGCCCCUAGAAACCAUUUUGGAGGACUUGGUAGUGGUGUAAGCUUGGCUGACCGUGUGAUUACAUAAAAUCUUCCCAUUUGACCACUUCUAUUUUUGUCGUUGCUUGUAUCAUCAACAUUUUUCAAUAUAAAUAAUUAUACC
Molecule: messenger RNA, 2850 nt
Organism: Mus musculus (house mouse)
Lineage: Eukaryota; Metazoa; Chordata; Mammalia; Rodentia; Muridae
Product: predicted gene 13288
Exons: 1
Coding region: 656-1204 (182 amino acids)
Source: RefSeq, marked validated